GAGAGGGAGAGGAGGGGAAACAGUUUGUGAAUUUCAGUUCCCUGGAGCCUGGGGAAGAGAGGAGGCAGAGUCCAGGAAAGCGAGGCGUCCUUUCAGAUUUUCCCAGUAGCGGAGGUUAUUGAUUUCUAACAAGGAGCUGGAGGUGAAGGUGGGCUUGUUUACAUGAUGUCGUACAUGCUGGUUGAAAAGGUGCUUUAAAGGGAGAGUGGUGGACAACGGGUCCGCCUCAGACUAAAGUAGCUGUAGCAGCUGGUGAGCUGUAUCUGCGACAGCGGCCUGCUGGCAACUCCAGAGCCGGGACAGAACCGUACAACGCAGGCCGGCUCUUACAGACCGGAGAAAGGGAAGCUAUUGCCGCGGAGAGACUGAUAUAUAGCUAGCUAGCUAGCUAUACUGCUGUUGCAUCGCAUGAGUUCAGAGGAUUUGGACUGGUAUGUUUUUAGCUAAGUCAUAAAAUGCAACAGGAGGGGAGAGGAAGAAAGAUGACGUACAAUCGUCUCGCUAACAGUUAUAAACUGUGAAAUUGUUACCACAUAUUAUAUUUCAUUAUUUGUGCGCCAUUUAGAUAAUACUUUAUACGCUUAUCUCGUCUAGAAAAGAGUGGCGUUAUCAACAUAGAUAUUCAAAAUGUCUAAAAUGCCGGCUAAAAAGAAGAGCUGUUUCCAGAUCACUAGUGUGACACAGGCUCAGGUGGCGGCCAGUAGCAUCACUGAUGACACUGAGAGUUUGGACGAUCCAGACGAAUCAAGGACCGAAGACGUGUCAUCGGAAAUAUUCGAUGUGUCGCGGGCAGAUUUUGAGCCGGAGGUGUGUGACAUUAGUUCUUCUGAAGAAACCCUGAACAACGUUGGAGAGUCAGAGGCCCUGAGCGCCGUGGCACUGCAUAUACCUCAAGAUGGACAGCUACCUGCAGCAUCGGGUCCUGCAAACGGGGGGUUUGCUUUUAGAAGCACAGCGGUCUCAGGCGUUGCUCAUGCCAGUCCGCAUGUCUUGGGAGCGGGUGGGGCAGGCGGCCAGCCCCCUACAGCCACAGCCGGGCUGGUGCAGCAGUCGGCUCCAGUCAGCGCUGGGGGGGCUGCAAAUGUGUCUGCGGGCACAUCGCAGCCGCCCCCUGCUGCCAGCGUCGCUAGUUCAACUACUACAGCAAGCUGCAGUUCUCGCUUCAGGGUCAUCAAACUUGAUCAUGGUACAGGAGAGCCCUUCAGAAGGGGGAGGUGGACUUGCACAGAGUACUAUGAAAGAGAUUCAGAGGGCACUGUCACCACUAGGACUGUGGACAGCAUUAAACCUGCUAGCACCCUGGAUCAGAACCCGGAGAGGGACAGUGGAUUGGGGGUCACAGGAGGGUCAGUGGUGGCUCCUGCUGCAAUCUCGGCCCCGGGGCCUGACUCUGCAGGUGACAGCUCCUGUAUGGCUGUCCCCCACCUGCACCCAGUUGAUCCGCAGCAACAACAGCAGCAGCAGCAGCAGAGUUACGGUAUUGGACACCAGCCCGUCAGCGGUGCAUUCCAGCCCCCAGUUUACAGUGCCGUUCCCAGCAGCAAACCAGUGGCCGUUCCCAUGCAGCCGCAGGUCCAGGUCAGCAUGCAACCUGCUGCCCCUCAGAACCUCCUCCCGCCUGGACACAACGGCAUGCAGGCGAGCGUGACCAUGCAGCAAGUGCAGAAGUCUCCCAGCAUGCCCCCCGCGACGCAGGCCCAGCAGUUUGCGUAUCCAGCCCAGCCCCUGCCCGGCCAGCACCUGCCCACCGUGGUUCCCGCCAGUCAGGCAGAUUACCUGCAGCAGCAGCAGCAGCUCCUUAUGGCUGCGCAGCCAGCAGGAGCUCCCGCUCAGACCCUUCCAGUGUCCUCUCUCCCGGUGGGGCCGUCGGUCAGCCAGGGCCCGUCCCCUGUCAUGACACCUGCAGCGGGUGGAGCUCAAGUGCUGGGGCUCCUGGGGCAGUCCGGGGAAUCGGCGGGGCCCGCAGGGGGGUCCCAGCCCCCCCCAGCCCAGGGGCUCCUGCCACAGCCGGGUGCGGGAACAGGGGGCACCUCGGUGGCGCCGCUGCCGGGUGCCAGCGUUCCACAGCAGCUGCCUGUGAGUCAGCAUCAGACCUCAGGAUUGGCUGGGAGUGCUCCGGUCGCCAUUGCUCCCCACGUGGUGGUCCCCAGCGUUCAAAACGUGCCUACCGCCGUGCCCGGCACCUCCAGCUCUCCUUUGACUAUGCCAAACCCGGCCCCCUCUGCUGUGGGACAGCCACUUCCGGGCCAGCCGCAGGCGGCCCGCAGCGGGAGUGUGCCGGGAUUGGGCUUCGGCCAGCCCCCUCUUGCCCAGGUGGAUGAAAAUCGAAGGAAGUCUGAUGCCCUACCUCAGCCUUCUGUCAUCUCUGGAAAAGAUGCCACAAAGCCUCUGAUCCCUGAGAGCCUGCAGCUGCCCACACCCUCCGUGAAUAGCUUGUUUGGAAUACCUAUCAAUUUGGACGGGGAUGAGGACAGGAACCCCUCCACCGCUUUCUACCAGGCCUUCCCGUCUAGCAAGUUGCGGGACUCAAAGAGCCACAGUGAUAGUGCAUCUGGAGCAAGUGUCGUAGCCAUCGAUAACAAAAUAGAGCAGGCAAUGGAUCUGGUGAAAAGCCAUCUAAUGUAUGCAGUGCGUGAGGAGGUGGAGGUGCUGAAAGAACAGAUCAAGGAGCUGUAUGAGAGGAACUCUGUGCUGGAGCGGGAGAACGCCGUGCUGAAAUCCCUGGCCAACAAUGAACAGCUGUCUCAGCUCUCGGUCCAGCUUGCCAAUCCCAGCGGCAACUCCCCCCAGCAGCCCCCUGUAAAUGCAGCCCCCCAGGAGUGCAGUCAGCCCCUGCCCCUCCCCCCGCAGCCCAACGUCUCCUCUGCGUGAAGGGCCCUCUCCCCCUCCAAAAAAGCUUAAAACCUGCGAACAUUGCCGAUUUCAAAAAAUAAUAAUAAUAAAAAAAAUCAGUCUAUGUUGUUUGCCACCGGCCUUCAACAUGUGAAGAGCCAUGCUUCAGUGUGUGUGCGGUUUGGCCUUCCCAGUAUUAGACAAUCAUCACGCGAGAGCUUUCUUUAGACUUGACAUCUCAUGGGGGAGCGGGCCGCGUGGAGCAGGCGCCAGCUGCGCCCGGGCAGAGGGGCUGGAACGGGUGGCGGCAGACAGAGCGGUAUGCCCAGAGAUAAGAGGCCCAGUCGAUGGGGCACUUCCGAUCCUUCCCUGGCAUUAACGCUGGGUGGUGAUGGGCGGGGCUUGUGGCAAGAGAGAGAGAGAGAGAGAGAAAUCAGAACAAGGGAGAGAAAACAAUCCAUCCUGUGAGGUGGGGGUCGAAUUGAGCCUUGCUGUGUUCAUGUUGCAAGAAGUGCGAGUCUGUUCUAAGAGCCACCAUACUUCAACAUGAAUCAAAUCCAUACAUCAGUUCAGUUUUACUGUUUGCGUUUAUUUAUUACAGGGCUGCUAUUUUCAUAAUGUAAAUGAACAAUGCCACAGAAUCAGUUCUAUUAAAGAGAAAAAAAAGAAACUUUCUUUUGGUUUUUGAAUGUUUGAAAUGUAAAAUAAUUGGACAUGCAUUGGAUGGGUGAUGUAUUGCAUAAACUAGUUAAAUAUUUAGGCAAUAAUAAAGUAAAUCCUCCUGGCAUAGGUCUAACACUAAUGGCAAUUUAACUUUGGGAUUGUUUAUUUACAGUAGUUAAGAUCCAGUUUGAAUGUACAUUUUGUAUAGAGUGUAAAGUAUUAAGAGCAUAGCAAGUUUGUACAGGUAAACACCAGUUCUUGUGAUAUGAAAUCUUAAAUGAAUCUUUGGUUGGCUAUUUUGAUGAAGAAUACUAUCCAUUUUUGUUUCUAGUUUCUUUAUCUAAGAAUGGAAAGGUAAUUGCCAUCCUCCCCUCUACCAGUAAAAAAUAAAAAAUAAAAAAAAUUAGUGUGUAUUUUUCUGGGGGUGGGGAAAAAGCUGUGAAAUUGUUCAACCUACUUUGUAACCAAAGACUCAAAGCUGUGUAAUUCAUUUUUAUUUUGUAAUGCACACUCUAUAUGUAUUUUGUUUUUUUUCUUACUUUUUCCUUCACAGCAAAGAAUCUUUUUUGUUUCUCUUUAGCAUGUUCUGCAUGAUCUGUAAUCUUCAAACCACUUUCUUACCUCAUGUUUUUAUUCAGCACUCUUGUUGUAACAUAAAGUAGUCUGUGAACAAUGUUAAUGGAGAAGAGAACGAGGAGCAGGCGUUGGAGAAAGCAAACUGUCUAUGGGGGAAAAUUCCUAGUGUUGUACACACUAGCAAGAGGAAAAUGAAGUGAGCCAUCUUUUGUUCAUAUAAAUGGUGUUUUGAAUUUCAUAUGCAGAAAAAUGUUUUGUUACAUUGCAAAUUUUAAUGUAUUUAAUAAAUGCAACAUUCAGAUUCCAAGUGUAGUCUACACUGAGUAUUUAAAUCAAAAACAAAACAGAAACAAUUGUACAUUUCAUAAAUUCAAUUUAAACCCAGGAAAUUCUGUAUGGACAAUUAUGGUAUGUUCUCUCUCUGUGUUACGUGUUUAUUGUGCCUCCAGUAACGUUAUUUCAGACAUCAUCCCAUUUUCAUCAUUUAUGGUUUAGAACCCAGCAACAAUGGUCAUUGUGCAAUCAGUAAUAUCUGCUAGAUGAACUUUUGGAAAUGAGGAAGUGACUUUGCAACUUGUCAUGGGGUGUUCUUGUUCUCAAUUCUGAAGGAAGUAUAGUAUACAUGCAGUGUACUGUAUGAUCUUUAUCACUGAGCCUUUGACAAUAACUUGAGCAUACCCUUGUAAUGUGCUGUUCUGCCAAUUUUAAUUCUCCAUCAAAAUAAAUGACUGUUUUAUUAAGAAGUUUAUCAUCAAAGCUUUGGAGUGAAGUGUGA
Messenger RNA from Megalops cyprinoides (Indo-Pacific tarpon), 4846 nucleotides. It is a transcript of the gene tsc22d2, whose product is annotated as TSC22 domain family 2. Gene Ontology annotation, biological process: regulation of transcription by RNA polymerase II. The coding region runs from base 628 to 2871 and encodes 747 amino acids. The transcript has 4 exons. The record is from RefSeq and is a predicted model, not a curated record. Lineage: Eukaryota; Metazoa; Chordata; Actinopteri; Elopiformes; Megalopidae.